UAAAAGAUUGCCUGCGUCCGACCCUCUCUCUCAGACGUGCAUUCGGGGAUGUUUGGCGUAGGUGCCCUUGUUGGAAAUGCUAAGGGAUGACUGAGCCACGCGGUCGCCUUAGCGCGACCCCAUGAAGUGCCCUAGUUGACGGGAGGCUGGUGUCAGAGUUUAUGUUCCCCAAAAAGAAAUGAGCGUCCAAGAGAAAAGGAGACGCCAGCCUUGCCUGCGAGUUGGAAACAUCUACGCGCUUUAAGAAUUGCGCUAAAGAUCACUGUCAAGCUUGCGCACCUCUCCCUUUUUGGAAACAUGGCUUAUCACUUGAUGGGAUCCUGUAUUCUGGUUUUGUCUUCUGUCAACCUUCACAAUUUCAGAUAGUGACUCUGAAACAGCAAUCAAGUCCCUUCAGCAACCAGGAAGUGAAAUCAAAUGGAUGUUGGUGAGUACCCCAUGGCAGCAGUUACUUCAUUUCGUUCAUUCAGAGUGAACUGUAACUUGGAAGCCUUCUUUAGAAUGAAGAGGAACAAUUUAUCUGUUGUGAAUAAAUUUGCCCAGUCUUCACCAACAGUGAAACAGCCCAAACUUGGGUUCUACUCUUCUGUCAACCAGACUGUUCUCCUAGACUGGGGGAGUUUGCCUCACCAUGUAGUAUUACACAUUUUUCAGUAUCUUCCUUUAAUAGAUCGGGCCCGGGCAUCUUCUGUAUGUAGGAGAUGGAAUGAAGUUUUUCAUAUUCCUGACCUUUGGAGAAAGUUUGAAUUUGAACUGAACCAACCAGCUACUUCAUAUUUUAAGUCCACUCAUCCUGAUCUCAUUCAGCAGAUCAUUAAAAAGCAUGCUGCCCACCUCCAGUAUGUCAGCUUUAAGGUUGAUAGCAGUACUGAAUCAGCGGAAGCUGCCUGUGAUAUACUUUCUCAGCUGGUCAAUUGUUCUAUCCAGACCUUGGGCUUGAUUUCAACGGCCAAGCCAAGUUUUAUGAAUAUGUCAAAGUCUCAUUUUGUGUCAGCACUUACAGUUGUUUUUGUCAACUCAAAAUCAAUAUCUUCGAUCAAAAUGGAAGACACACCAGUGGAUGAUCCUUCACUGAAGAUUCUCGUGGCCAAUAAUAGUGACACUUUAAGACUCCUAAAAAUGAGUAGCUGUCCUCAUGUUUCAUCUGAUGGAAUCCUUUGCGUAGCAGAUCACUGUCAGGGCCUUAGAGAACUGGCACUGAAUUAUUACAUGCUAAGUGAUGAACUUCUCCUGGCGCUUUCAAGUGAGACUCAUGUUAACCUUGAACAUCUUCGGAUUGAUGUUGUGAGUGAAAAUCCUGGACAAAUUGAAUUUCAUUCUAUUAAAAAACAAAGUUGGGAUGCACUUAUUAAACACUCCCCUGGAGUUAAUGUUGUUAUGUACUUCUUUUUAUACGAAGAGGAAUUUGAGACAUUCUUCAAAGAAGAAACCCCUGUUACUCACCUUUAUUUUGGCCGUUCAGUAAGCAAAGCAGUUCUAGGACGGAUAGGUCUUAACUGUCCACGACUUAUCGAGUUAGUGUUAUGUGCCAAUGGUCUUCAGACUCUUGACGAUGAACUUAUUUGUAUUGCUAAACACUGUAAAAACUUAACAGCCUUGGGCCUCAGUGAAUGUGAAGUUAGUUGCAGUGCAUUCAUCGAGUUUGUAAGACUCUGUGGGAGAAGGUUAACUCAGCUCUCCAUCAUGGAGGAAGUUUUGAUCCCCGAUGAUGAUUAUAGCCUAGAUGAAAUUCACACUGAAGUCUCCAAAUACCUGGGAAGAAUAUGGUUCCCUGAUGUCAUGCCUAUCUGGUAGUUGACUACCAAAGAGUCUUAACUUUUUUUUUUUAAUCAGUAAGAUUGGCUUCUUUCAGUCUAUGCAAAUGUAGAUUUUUAAUAUGCAUUGCUGUAAUAUUUUAGGUAAACUGUGUUAUUGUUUGAAAAAAUAUGAGAAUUUGAAAAGCUAGAAAUUUUCGUAAAUAGAGCACAGAGACUUUGUGGUUAGAUAGUUGAUAUGCUAAAAACUACAGAUGGUUUCUGGGUAAGUUCCUUAGCCUUCCUUGAAGGUAUACUUUGCCUUGCUAAAUACAUUUACAAUAUUGAGCUUUAGACGCCUUAAGCUAUGCCAUUUACAAUUUUAUAUUGUUUUAAUUGUUUCUGUUUCAUCUUGGUAUUAACAUACUUUACAAAAUAUUUAGUAUUAAAAACUAAGAGAAAAAUCAAAACAUAGAUGCAGAGGCUGAUUUAAUUGUACUACACUUUUAGCACUAUAUAUAAGAUCUUAUUAUGAUUUAAUAAAUAACUUUUGAUUUCCGGUACACUUGGAAUUCUACUCUGUUGUAUUAGCUUGGGAGAGAAUUGGCAUUCAGUUAAAAUUAAAUAAUGCUAAUUCAUUUUAUGGAGAUACUGUAUUAUUAACUGAUUAAAUACACUACUGAGAUUAAAAAAAGUAACUUUUUGAAAGUGUGUUUGGGAGGGAGUCAGUAUGUACUGACCUGCUGUGUAUCAGAAACAAUGUCAUAUCCUAUGCAGAAGUGAUCUUACAGUUCAGUCAGUAACACACAAACUCCUUAAUGGCUAUGUAUUGACGUUAGGAUGAAGGUAUAUCUUUAAAAUGAUCUGCGAAAUCUUACAAGGUCUGGCUUCACCCCACUUGGCCCGCAUUUCCCUCCCACCAAGCUGCCUCUGGCCCUUCUGCCCCCAUUCUGUUUCAGGUCCUUCAGACUGCCAUGCACCCCCUAGUCAGAGAGCAUCUGUACAUAUUCUUUUUACUUUGAUGACUGUCUUUGCUCCUUCAGAUCUUCCCUUUAGCUGUCUCAGGGAAGCCUACGUGACUCUCAGCAGUCUGGGACUUCCCUUUGUGGUGCUUAUCACUAUUGUCAUUCGCCACUUACUUGUAUGAUUGUUUUAUUCUAUUGCACUGUAAGCUCCAUCAGUUAUCAGAUUGCUGUUGGGUUUUACUCGCUGCUGUAUUCCCAGCAUCUAGCAUAACAUUUAGCAUCGUAGGCACUCAAUCAAUUUUACUUAACUACUUUCUUUUUCAAACUUGUUGCCUUAAA
Hipposideros armiger (great roundleaf bat) is the source of this 3037-nucleotide messenger RNA. It is a transcript of the gene FBXL21, whose product is annotated as Putative F-box/LRR-repeat protein 21. The transcript is spliced from 7 exons. Gene Ontology annotation, biological process: positive regulation of protein ubiquitination. Gene Ontology annotation, molecular function: protein binding. Bases 418 to 1794 code for a protein of 458 amino acids. NCBI's taxonomy places the organism in Eukaryota, Metazoa, Chordata, Mammalia, Chiroptera, Hipposideridae. The record is from RefSeq and is a predicted model, not a curated record.